AUGUCUCCAGAAGUGGCCUUGAACCGAAUUUCUCCAAUGCUCUCCCCGUUCAUAUCUAGCGUGGUCCGUAAUGGGAAAGUGGGACUGGAUGCUACAAACUGUUUGAGGAUAACUGACUUGAAAUCGGGCUGCACGUCAUUGACUCCUGGACCCAACUGUGACCGAUUUAAGUUGCAUAUACCAUAUGCUGGAGAGACAUUAAAAUGGGAUAUAAUUUUCAAUGCCCAGUACCCAGAGCUGCCUCCCGAUUUUAUCUUUGGAGAAGAUGCUGAGUUCCUGCCAGAUCCCUCGGCUCUGCAUAACCUUGCCUCCUGGAAUCCGUCAAACCCUGAAUGUCUCUUACUGGUGGUGAAGGAACUUGUGCAACAGUAUCACCAGUUUCAGUGCAGCCGCCUCCGUGAGAGCUCCCGCCUCAUGUUCGAAUACCAGACGUUACUGGAAGAGCCACAGUAUGGAGGGAACAUGGAGAUUUAUGCCGGGAAAAAGAACAACUGGACUGGUGAAUUUUCAGCUCGUUUCCUUUUGAAGUUGCCAGUGGAUUUCAGCAAUAUUCCCACGUACCUGCUCAAGGAUGUGAAUGAAGACCCAGGAGAAGAUGUGGCCCUCCUUUCUGUCAGUUUUGAGGACACUGAAGCCACUCAGGUAUACCCUAAGCUGUACUUGUCACCCCGAAUUGAACAUGCUCUUGGCGGCUCCUCGGCUCUUCACAUCCCAGCUUUUCCAGGAGGAGGCUGUCUCAUUGAUUAUGUUCCCCAAGUGUGCCACCUGCUCACCAACAAGGUGCAGUAUGUGAUUCAAGGCUAUCACAAAAGAAGAGAAUAUAUUGCUGCCUUCCUCAGCCACUUUGGCACGGGUGUCGUGGAAUAUGAUGCAGAAGGCUUUACAAAACUCACUCUGUUGCUGAUGUGGAAAGAUUUUUGUUUCCUUGUACACAUUGACCUGCCCCUGUUUUUUCCUCGAGAUCAGCCAACUCUCACAUUCCAAUCUGUCUAUCACUUUACCAACAGUGGACAGCUUUAUUCCCAGGCCCAGAAGAACUACCCAUACAGCCCCCGAUGGGAUGGAAAUGAAAUGGCCAAAAGAGCAAAGGCUUAUUUCAAAACCUUUGUCCCUCAGUUCCAGGAGGCAGCGUUUGCCAAUGGAAAGCUCUAG
Rangifer tarandus platyrhynchus (Svalbard reindeer) is the source of this 1152-nucleotide messenger RNA. NCBI's taxonomy places the organism in Eukaryota, Metazoa, Chordata, Mammalia, Artiodactyla, Cervidae. The record is from the annotation of a GenBank genome assembly.